AUGCUUUUCAGUUGUGCUCCUAAUUUUUCUAUCUAUCUUGAUUACCAUUUGCAUAUUUUUAUUUAUCUUGUCCUUGUACUUGUCCUCAACAAAUACACACACACACAGCAAUAAUUUAUACGCACAGCAAAGCUCUCUAACCAACGGAGAGAAAAAAAUAGCAAUGAUUUCUCGCACAGUUAUUAGCAGAGCAUGCAAUUCCCGCCACUUGCUCUGUUCGCAGACGCAGCAGCUUUGCCAGCGGACAGCAACGCAGCCAACAAUCCGAUCCAUUCAGACAAGCGCAGUCACCAGCGCGAUUCUGGGCAAAAUCCAACAAGCGCUAGCCUCAGCGCGGCCCGGAUACAAGCCCUUGGCAAACACCGGCGGCGCCAUGGACAAUGUAAUGGACCAGCUGCAGGAUACCAGGCCACGCACCCCAGAUACGCGCAAGCAGCAGCAUAAAAGACCAGGCGACAGGAGACGGCGCGAGCAGCCCAACACAGUAGGCACAAGCGAGCAUGGUGCCUACCGGCCGGCAGACCCCAUGAUGGCCAUGCCCAAGGUCUUUGGGCCGAUCGAACAGCCGGCCGACGCGCAAAUCGCAAAGUUUGUCAUUUUCGGUGCCGCCAACGCAGGUAAGUCCACGCUGGUCAACCGGCUGACAGGCGCCAAUGUCUCGAUCGUAUCCGCGCGCCCACAGACUACGCGCACACGCAUAAUGGCGAGCUCCACAGUGGGCAGCAAGCAGUUGGUGUUUCUCGACACCCCCGGCGUUGUCAGCCGCCAGGCGCUGCGCCGCGUGGCGCGCACAGUGGUGACGUCGCCGUGGCUGACUCUGGGCGAGGCUGACUUUGUCAUCCUGCUGCUGGACGCCUACAAGCUGACGCAGAAGACGGACGAAGUCGAGAAGUACCUGUUUGCGCAGCUGAAGAGCAACUCGACGGUGCCGGCGAUCCUGGUUGUCAACAAGAUCGACACCGUUGAGGACCAGGAGAAACUCACGGAGAAGGUGCGCGAGUACGUGGAUAAGUACCCGCACAUUGUUGCCGGCCCACUGUUCAUAUCUGCGCUGGGCAAUGUCAACGUCGAUGAGCUCAGGGCCAUACUUUUGGAGCGCACGAGGCCUGGAGACUGGGUGGUGCCGGCGCACGUCAGCUGCGAUAUGUCCGAUCUGAUGCGCGCCGAGGAGCUCAUCCGCGCCGAGUGGUUUGCGCGCCUCUCAGGACACCUCCCCUAUGUCGUGCGCCAGAGGAACGCCGCCUGGGAGUACGUCGACACGCCGCUCAGGCAGACCACGUAUAGCCGCGGCAAUGCGGGCGCUGCCGAGGAUGCUGAGCCCAGUGUGCGCGUGGUGACCCGGACGCAGAGGGUGCUGGUCAUCAAGCAGGAGCUUGUUGUGUCGACCGGCGGCGAGGCCAAGAUCUUGCUUGGCGCCGGCGGCCAGAACAUCAAGGAUAUUUGCCGCGAGGCCAACGCCAACAUUGUCGCGGCCAUGGGCCACCCCGUGCGCUUGCAUUUGCAGGUGGUCGUUGAGGUGGACACCACGCACCGCAAGUAAAUGAUUUGUUUUUUUUUAAUAAAUAUUGCGUGG
Messenger RNA from Kickxella alabastrina, 1573 nucleotides. Its product is annotated as P-loop containing nucleoside triphosphate hydrolase protein. The transcript has a single exon. The record is from RefSeq and is a predicted model, not a curated record. Bases 164 to 1540 code for a protein of 458 amino acids. Gene Ontology annotation, biological process: ribosomal small subunit assembly. Lineage: Eukaryota; Fungi; Kickxellomycota; Kickxellomycetes; Kickxellales; Kickxellaceae. Gene Ontology annotation, molecular function: rRNA binding; GTP binding; ribosomal small subunit binding.